AUGGAUACGACGCAAUUUGAAAAUGACGUGCAACGAGUUCCAUGGCAAAAUAUAUUCCAUAUGGAUAAUGUUAAUGAUAAGGUUCAAUUUCUGUGUUGGAAUAUGUUACACUUGGUCAAUAAUUACACGUCCGUUCGAACUAUUAAGGUUACUAAGCGGAAUGAACCUUGGAUAACAACAACUAUCAAAAUUGCAAUGAACUUACGGAAUAAAGCUUUGAAAAAAUUUAAGACAACUAAACUGCAUACUGACUGGUCCUAUUACAAAAGUUUGAGGAACCAAGUAAACUUCAUGGUUAAGCAAGAAAAGGCAGCUUUUUUCAAGCACAAGAUUAAUUCUAACAAUAAACAACUCUGGAAAGAGUUAAAGCAACUUUUAUCUCCAAAUAGUGUACAACCUGACUUACCCGCCCAUUUAGAUAAUCCAGAAGCUAUAAAUACCUUCUUUGUAAAUUCAAUUCCUAACUCAAAUGACCAAAACGUAACUCAGUUGAUCAACUUUUAUAAAAAUAAUAAAAUAAUUCAUAAUCAGUCUUUUAAAUUCUCUACUGUCGAAACAAGCCACGUUGCGAAAAUCAUAAGUGGUAUCAAGUCAACUGCUUAUGGUUCCGAUGGAAUUAAUAUCAACAUCCUAAGACUAUUCUGCCCAAUUAUCGAACCAUACCUUACUCAUGUUAUAAAUAUGGUACUUUUAACAAGUAUUUAUCCGGAAGCCUGGAAAAAAGCUGUGAUAACUCCAUUGCCAAAGACACCUCGCCCAAAUGAAUUUAAAGACUUGCGCCCGAUAAGCAUAUUACCAGUGAUGUCCAAAAUAAUAGAAAAAAUAAUGAAUGACCAGCUCAGAGCAUACGUUGACGCAAAACACAUAAUUCCUGAUCACCAAUCCGGCUUUAGGCCGAAUUAUAGCUGCACCACAGCUUUGAUCGAUACUGUCGAUGACAUUAUUACUGCUACUGACUCCAAACUCAUCUCUGUCUUGGCACUGUUAGACUAUAGCAAGGCCUUUGACACUAUCAAUCACGGCAUUCUUCUCUCUAUUCUGGAAAGCAUUGGAUUGUCAUGUCAAGCAGUGAAAUUGUUUGAUAGUUACUUAACUGGACGGUGUUAUGAUGAAGAGAUAUUAAAUUCGGCCGCUAGUUUCUUAUGGGGUCCUGCUUUGGGAUUUGGACUAUACUAA
Messenger RNA from Photinus pyralis (common eastern firefly), 1176 nucleotides. RefSeq lists its product as uncharacterized. Bases 1 to 1176 code for a protein of 391 amino acids. NCBI's taxonomy places the organism in Eukaryota, Metazoa, Arthropoda, Insecta, Coleoptera, Lampyridae. The transcript has 2 exons. The record is from RefSeq and is a predicted model, not a curated record.